AAAAAGCCUUGUGGAUGAGCAGAAGCGGAACGGGGGACCCGAGAAAGAGGAAGAGGUGAUCAGAAUGAAUGGGCAUAUUUCAAACACCCAUCCCAACGUAUACGGAAAUUAUCCUUCUCAAGUCAAUGGAUAUGGAUCACCAACAUUUUCUUCAAGGGACAAGGAUCAGAGUUCAAAGACAAGCGCAAAAGCUUUGUACGAGCAAAGGAAGAAUUAUGCACGAGACAGCAUCAGCAGCAUUUCAGAGAUAACACAAUACCAUGUGGAGCACCUGACCACUUUUGUUCUGGAUCGGAAAGAAGCCAUGAUCACAGUGGAUGAUGGAAUAAGGAAGCUGAAACUCCUGGAUGCCAAAGGCAAAGUCUGGACACAAGACAUGAUUCUUCAAGUCGAUGACAAAGCUGUCAGUCUGGUGGACUUAGAAUCCAAG
Molecule: messenger RNA, 430 nt
Organism: Thamnophis sirtalis
Lineage: Eukaryota; Metazoa; Chordata; Lepidosauria; Squamata; Natricidae
Source: RefSeq, a predicted model, not a curated record